UCCGCAUCCAGGUCCCGCCCAUCACGCUUGACGUUUAUGUUGUCCUGUGAGUUCCACUCAUACAGAACCCAACUUGUCCGUGUGCGACCCGUUUGUUUAUCAAGACCAGAUAAAACCUCCCAAAAAAACACUAUGAACAGUUUAAUUAGAUCCACAGCUAGGUGUAUACGGUCCGGCGCGGCCGUGAGCUUUCUCAGGCCAGCCGACGGACUUGUGCGAGCGGCCUCGGCCCGGUUCUUGUGCGCGGCGGCAGACCUCCAGAAGGACCUUGGUGAGAUGGUGAAGAAGGACAAGGUGGUGGUGUUUAUAAAGGGGACCCCGGCUCAGCCCAUGUGUGGCUUCAGCAACGCCGUGGUCCAGAUCCUCCGGAUGCAUGGGGUGGACCAAUACGCGUCCUACAACGUUCUGGAAGACCAGGAGCUCAGAGAAGGAGUCAAAGUGUUCUCCAACUGGCCCACCAUCCCUCAGGUCUACUUCAACGGCGAGUUCGUGGGAGGCUGCGACAUCCUGCUCCAGAUGCACCAGAACGGCGACCUGGUGGACGAGCUGAAGAAGCUCGGCAUCCGCUCCGCUCUGCUGGACGCCGAGAAGGAAUCCAAGUAGGAAAAGGGACAAAAAAGAGAGAGAGAGAGAGAGAAAGCGUAACAAACAUCAAAGGAAUGAGAAGACGGAAAACACAUUCAUCAGGUCCACAUUUUCCCCGUCCCCUGCUACACUGCCAAUGAUUGGAGAUGCAUCAACUGUCGAGGCAGAUUGAAUACGUUAUGCAGCCGGUUUAGUGCUAAUAAAACCAUUGAAGAUGAAAACAAAAAGUAGUGAACGUCUGAGAAAAAAAAGCUAAUUCUGAGACCGAUCUCGGAAAUCUUCUAGGGGAAAAAAAAACUCAGAAAAUUGCAGUUUUUCUAGAAAAUUUCCGAGAUCAAUCCCUGAUUUUCUGAGAAACCUCAGAAAUUCUGAGAUUAAUCUCACAAGUUGUCUUUAAAAAAAAAAAUCCCUUAAAUUUCAGAAUUUGAAAAGUCAGUGAAAUUUGCCAUUUUUUUUCUAGAAAAUUUCUGAAAUUAAUCUCAAAAUUUACUCUUUUUUUUUUUUCUGUCUACAAUGUCCUUAAUACGCCAUCGUAAACAAACGCUUUAAAGUUUUUUGGGGGGUUUUUUAUGCAUUACAAUCAGAACUUUUUACACCAGUCCAAUAUUACAAAUCAUAUCGGCUUUAAAGUUCCUAUUUGGUUUUUUUUUUACCUAAUUUUGCCAAAUCAAAAUUAGGUUCCUGUUCCUUUGGGUAACGCUUAAAGGAACAGAGUUCUGUAUCAACAUUGCCACGGUUUCCUUCCAUGUUACCUUCAGAAAUCUGGACUGCCUCUUCUCCACACUUGGUUCUCCUUAAAUUCAGACUGAUUUCAGUUCAAAAUGAUGUCGACAUGUUGAAACCUUCCAGAUGCGCUGCCUGUAGCUCCACUACAUAAAGAGGGAACAGGGACUAAUAUGCAUUAUGAUUAAAAAACAAAAUCCAACCUUUUUGCUGUGAUUUACUUACAAAGUCUACCAACUGUGUUUUUCUGCUGAAAUCCGCUGAAACGCACCAAACACACUUUGCCUCUUCUUCUUCUCUGACUUAUUUCCUGGACAAACUGUGGCAGUUUGAAUUUGUUACAUCCGUCUUUAUCCGACCUGUCGUUUUGGGUUGUUUUUUUUCCUCUUUUUGUCGCCGAAGGAAGAGUGUUUUUAUAUUUUGUUUUGGAGCGUCCUCCAACAGUUGUAUUAUGAAAUGAACGUGUAGUACACUGUAAGAUAUUGUACAUUUAAAGCCUAUUGUUAAAUGUAUUUUAGGAACAUGUUAACCCUGCAACAAUUAAAUAUUUUCAGACGCA
This is a messenger RNA of Xiphophorus couchianus (Monterrey platyfish), 1867 nucleotides long. It is a transcript of the gene glrx5, whose product is annotated as glutaredoxin 5 homolog (S. cerevisiae). The transcript has 2 exons. The record is from RefSeq and is a predicted model, not a curated record. Bases 37 to 603 code for a protein of 188 amino acids. Lineage: Eukaryota; Metazoa; Chordata; Actinopteri; Cyprinodontiformes; Poeciliidae. Gene Ontology annotation, cellular component: mitochondrial matrix.